Molecule: messenger RNA, 678 nt
Organism: Trichosporon asahii var. asahii CBS 2479
Lineage: Eukaryota; Fungi; Basidiomycota; Tremellomycetes; Trichosporonales; Trichosporonaceae
Exons: 1
Coding region: 1-678 (225 amino acids)
Cellular component (GO): nucleus; cytoplasm
Molecular function (GO): nicotinamide-nucleotide adenylyltransferase activity; ATP hydrolysis activity
Source: RefSeq, a predicted model, not a curated record
AUGCUCGAGCUCCUCCGCCCCGUCAGCGUGGGCGGCGGGCACCUCGCAAUCCUCGACUCGUCCUUUAACCCGCCCUCAGCAGCGCAUCAUGCGAUUGCCUCUUCUUCUUUCCCCGGACAUCCCGGCUGUGAGCGAGUGAAUUACACGGCCCGCCUCUUGCUCUAUUCCCCGCGGAACGCGGACAAAGUCCCCGGCAGCACGGAUGCGACGACCGAGCAGCGAUCAGAGAUGAUGCGCCUGCUCGCUGAUCACAUGAGCGGCUCAGGACAGGAGACGGGCGCGGCGCUGCUAGCGCUUCCGACAUUUGCACAGAAGGCCGACCACCUCGCGCAGCACUUCCCAGAUUCGCACCUCACCUUCCUCGUCGGCACGGAUACGCUCACAAGAGUUUUCGAUCCGAAGUACUACGAUGACAUGGACAGGGCUCUCGAUCAUCUUUUCGAGCGGGCACACCUGGUCUGCUGUGCUCGCGGCGCUGACGCUGACGCUGUCCUCAACGAGCACCCUAAGAUCCGCGACUGGGCUCAGAAGGGGAACGUGCGCUUCAUCGAGGCUGUCGGCGAAGUCAGCUCGACUGCGAUUCGACGCGCCGUCCAAGAGGGCAACUGGGAGCUGGCUGAGCGUCUCUGCGCACCCGGCGUCGGCGAGUACGUUCGGCAAGAGGGUUUGUACCGAUAG